This is a messenger RNA of Sus scrofa (pig), 2430 nucleotides long. It is a transcript of the gene HSP90AA1, whose product is annotated as heat shock protein 90 alpha family class A member 1. Lineage: Eukaryota; Metazoa; Chordata; Mammalia; Artiodactyla; Suidae. The record is from RefSeq and is marked provisional. Gene Ontology annotation, biological process: protein folding. Gene Ontology annotation, molecular function: ATP binding; ATP-dependent protein folding chaperone; ATP hydrolysis activity.
AUGCCCGAGGAAACCCAGACCCAAGACCAGCCGAUGGAGGAGGAGGAGGUGGAGACGUUCGCCUUCCAGGCGGAAAUCGCCCAGUUGAUGUCGUUGAUCAUCAACACUUUCUACUCGAACAAGGAGAUCUUUCUGAGGGAGCUCAUUUCCAACUCGUCCGAUGCUUUGGACAAGAUCAGAUACGAAAGCCUGACGGAUCCCAGUAAACUAGACUCCGGAAAAGAGCUGCACAUUAAUCUCAUUCCGAACAAGCAAGACCGGACCCUCACGAUAGUGGACACCGGCAUCGGAAUGACCAAGGCCGACUUGAUCAAUAACCUUGGUACGAUCGCCAAGUCUGGGACCAAGGCGUUCAUGGAGGCUUUGCAGGCCGGUGCCGAUAUCUCCAUGAUUGGCCAGUUCGGUGUCGGCUUCUACUCUGCGUACCUGGUCGCUGAGAAAGUGACCGUUAUCACCAAACACAACGAUGACGAGCAGUAUGCCUGGGAGUCUUCUGCAGGAGGAUCUUUCACCGUUAGGACAGACACAGGAGAACCUAUGGGUCGUGGAACAAAGGUUAUUCUACAUCUGAAAGAAGACCAAACUGAGUACUUGGAAGAAAGGAGAAUAAAGGAGAUUGUGAAGAAACACUCUCAGUUUAUUGGCUACCCCAUUACUCUCUUCGUGGAGAAGGAACGUGAUAAAGAAGUCAGUGACGACGAGGCGGAAGAAAAGGAAGACAAAGAGGAAGAAAAGGAGAAAGAAGAGAAGGAAUCUGAGGAUAAACCAGAGAUAGAAGAUGUUGGUUCUGAUGAAGAGGAAGAAGAAAAGAAGGAUGGUGACAAGAAGAAGAAGAAGAAGAUCAAGGAGAAGUAUAUUGAUCAAGAGGAACUCAACAAGACAAAGCCUAUCUGGACCAGAAACCCCGAUGACAUCACUAAUGAAGAGUACGGGGAGUUCUAUAAGAGCUUGACCAAUGACUGGGAGGAUCACUUGGCUGUGAAGCACUUUUCAGUCGAAGGGCAGUUGGAGUUCAGAGCCCUUCUUUUCGUCCCAAGACGCGCUCCUUUCGACUUAUUUGAAAACAGAAAGAAGAAGAACAACAUCAAGCUGUAUGUUCGCAGAGUGUUCAUCAUGGACAACUGCGAGGAGCUCAUCCCUGAGUAUCUGAAUUUCAUUAGAGGCGUGGUGGACUCUGAGGAUCUUCCUCUGAACAUUUCUCGUGAGAUGUUGCAACAAAGCAAAAUUUUGAAAGUCAUCAGGAAGAAUCUGGUCAAGAAAUGCUUGGAGCUCUUUACUGAAUUGGCCGAAGAUAAAGAGAAUUACAAGAAGUUCUAUGAGCAGUUCUCUAAAAAUAUUAAGCUUGGAAUACAUGAAGAUUCUCAAAAUCGGAAGAAGCUUUCCGAGCUGUUGAGGUACUACACUUCUGCUUCUGGCGACGAGAUGGUUUCCCUCAAGGACUAUUGCACCAGAAUGAAGGAGAACCAGAAACACAUCUAUUACAUCACAGGUGAGACCAAGGACCAGGUGGCCAACUCGGCCUUCGUGGAACGUCUGCGGAAGCACGGCCUGGAGGUGAUCUACAUGAUCGAGCCCAUCGAUGAGUACUGUGUGCAGCAGCUGAAGGAGUUUGAGGGGAAGACCUUAGUGUCAGUCACCAAAGAGGGCCUGGAGCUCCCGGAAGAUGAAGAGGAGAAGAAGAAACAGGAGGAGAAGAAGACAAAGUUUGAAAACCUCUGCAAGAUCAUGAAGGACAUCUUGGAGAAGAAAGUCGAAAAGGUGGUUGUGUCGAACCGGUUGGUGACCUCACCGUGCUGCAUUGUCACAAGCACAUACGGCUGGACAGCAAACAUGGAGAGAAUCAUGAAGGCUCAAGCCCUGAGAGACAACUCGACAAUGGGUUACAUGGCAGCAAAGAAGCACCUGGAGAUAAAUCCAGACCAUUCCAUCAUCGAGACCCUGAGGCAAAAGGCAGAGGCGGACAAGAACGACAAGUCCGUGAAGGAUCUGGUCAUCCUGCUGUACGAAACCGCUCUGCUGUCUUCUGGCUUCAGCCUGGAAGAUCCCCAGACGCACGCCAACAGGAUCUACAGGAUGAUCAAACUUGGUCUUGGUAUUGAUGAGGACGACCCCACCGCCGACGACAGCAGCGCUGCUGUGACGGAGGAGAUGCCACCCCUGGAAGGGGACGACGACACGUCCCGCAUGGAGGAAGUCGAUUAGGCUCCGCCUGAGGCUUGCUUGUCCCCUGUUAAAACGCUGUCUGCAUUCCCUCUGACGAUAUAUUUUCAAGUAUUUUAUUUUUGUUAACAUUUAAAGGUUGUAUGGCAUGACAGUUCCUUAAGGGAAAAUAAGAUUCCUUUGUACUAAGUGUGACACUGUGACAUUUGAGCACUAAAGCCGAGCUUGUCCUUUCCUAGUUCCAGUUGGCUUCUUUAACAGACGGCCCUC